AUGCGUGAAAUCGCCCAUCUGCAAGCUGGUCAAUGCGGCAAUCAAAUAGGAGCCAAGUUUUGGGAAGUGAUCUCCGACGAACAUGGCAUCGACCCUACCGGCACCUAUCACGGCGACUCCGAUCUCCAGUUAGAACGCAUAAACGUUUAUUACAACGAAGCGUCCGGGGGAAAGUAUGUUCCUAGAGCGAUCCUGGUGGACCUGGAGCCUGGCACCAUGGACGCGGUACGCUCUGGACCGUUCGGUCAAAUAUUCCGACCGGACAAUUUUGUUUUUGGACAGAGCGGUGCUGGGAAUAAUUGGGCCAAAGGGCACUACACCGAGGGUGCAGAGCUCGUCGAUUCCGUUCUCGACGUGGUACGCAAGGAAGCCGAGAGCUGCGACUGUUUGCAAGGAUUUCAACUGACUCAUUCUCUCGGCGGUGGAACGGGCGCCGGUAUGGGAACGCUGCUUAUUUCGAAGAUUCGCGAAGAAUAUCCGGAUAGAAUUAUGAUGACGUUUAGCGUGGUACCAUCUCCGAAGGUAUCGGACACCGUGGUCGAACCUUACAACUGCACCCUGUCGGUGCAUCAACUGGUGGAAAAUACGGACGAGUCUUACUGCAUCGACAACGAAGCUCUUUACGACAUUUGCUUCCGUACUCUAAAGUUAACCACGCCGACUUACGGUGAUUUGAAUCACUUGGUAAGCGCUACGCUCAGCGGAGUGACCACGUGUUUGAGAUUCCCUGGCCAGCUGAACGCUGACUUGCGCAAACUCGCUGUAAAUAUGGUACCUUUCCCACGACUACACUUCUUUAUCCCUGGUUUCGCACCUCUGACCUCCAGAGGUUCGCAGCAGUACAGAGCUCUCACGGUACCGGAACUCACGCAACAAAUGUUCGACGCGAAGAACAUGAUGGCGGCAUGCGAUCCUCGUCACGGACGUUAUCUGACGGUGGCUGCCGUCUUUCGGGGAAGAAUGUCGAUGAAAGAGGUGGACGAGCAAAUGCUCAACAUUCAGAACAAAAACAGUAGUUACUUCGUCGAGUGGAUUCCCAGCAACGUGAAAACCGCUGUCUGCGACAUUCCUCCUCGCGGAUUAAAAAUGUCGGCAACUUUUAUCGGAAAUUCGACGGCGAUUCAGGAAUUAUUCAAGAGAGUGUCGGAACAAUUUACGGCGAUGUUCAGACGGAAGGCCUUCCUGCACUGGUACACCGGAGAGGGCAUGGAUGAAAUGGAAUUCACCGAAGCUGAGAGCAAUAUGAACGACUUGGUUUCCGAGUACCAGCAAUAUCAAGAAGCCACCGCCGAGGAAGAAGGAGAAUUCGACGAAGAGGAGGAGGGCGAGGGUGAACAACCCUGA
Messenger RNA from Eufriesea mexicana, 1344 nucleotides. Its product is annotated as tubulin beta chain. Gene Ontology annotation, molecular function: GTPase activity; structural constituent of cytoskeleton; GTP binding. The transcript has 5 exons. Gene Ontology annotation, biological process: microtubule-based process. The record is from RefSeq and is a predicted model, not a curated record. Gene Ontology annotation, cellular component: microtubule. The coding region runs from base 1 to 1344 and encodes 447 amino acids. Lineage: Eukaryota; Metazoa; Arthropoda; Insecta; Hymenoptera; Apidae.